This is a messenger RNA of Zingiber officinale, 540 nucleotides long. RefSeq lists its product as uncharacterized. The transcript is spliced from 2 exons. Bases 1 to 540 code for a protein of 179 amino acids. The record is from RefSeq and is a predicted model, not a curated record. Lineage: Eukaryota; Viridiplantae; Streptophyta; Magnoliopsida; Zingiberales; Zingiberaceae.
AUGAAGGACUUGGGUUUACUGCGCUAUUUUUUGGGGAUUGAGAUCGCCUUUUCAGCUAAAGGUUAUCUCUUGUCUCAAUCAAAGUACAUAGCUGAUCUAUUUAAGCGUGCACGUCUCACUGACAACAGGGUAGUUGAUACUCCCCUUGAUACUAAUGCUAGGUACUCUUUAUCAAAUGGUUCUCCUUUGUCAGAUCUUAACCUCUACCGUACUGUUGUGGGAAGCUUGGUUUAUCUCACCGUGACUCGUUCUGAUAUUGCAUAUGCUGUACAUGUGGUUAGUCAGUUUGUCACUGCACCGACCACAAUUCAUUGGGCUGCUAUUCUUCAGUAUCUUCGAGGAACUCAGUUUCAGAGUCUCUUGUUCCCUUCUACUUUCUCGUUAGAGCUCUGUGCAUAUUCUGAUGCUGAUUGGGUGCAUGAUCUUACGGAUCGUAAGUCGACCACUGACUUCUGUAUUUUUCUUGAAGAUUCUCUUUUCUUUUGGAAAAGUAAGAAAUAUGAGAAUUUUUCUUCAGAAACCUUCUACUCUUCAUUGUGA